This is a messenger RNA of Coccinella septempunctata (seven-spotted ladybird), 7888 nucleotides long. RefSeq names its product acetyl-CoA carboxylase. NCBI's taxonomy places the organism in Eukaryota, Metazoa, Arthropoda, Insecta, Coleoptera, Coccinellidae. The coding region runs from base 329 to 7579 and encodes 2416 amino acids. The transcript is spliced from 24 exons. The record is from RefSeq and is a predicted model, not a curated record. Gene Ontology annotation, biological process: fatty acid biosynthetic process. Gene Ontology annotation, molecular function: acetyl-CoA carboxylase activity; metal ion binding; ATP binding.
UUUAUCCUUGCUACGGCAUUAAAUUGAUCUUUUCAUAAAUAAUGGGAUAAUUUGACGAUUCAUGGCAGCAAGUGAAGAAUUCCUGUGUAACGAAACGCGUGUUCGAUUUUUUCGCGACGUUUUCUCGAUGAAUAACAAAGUUUAUGAUUUCGUGUGUUGGUUUCUUUGUGUCCGAGUGCUCAAUAUGUGAUUCUCAGAUCAAAACAUUGUGAUUGCGAAGAUUUAUCUCUGAAUUGUCGAUAGCAAUUACUCUCAGAUAUAAUUUAUCUUUUAUUAAUUCGUUUGAAUCAGUUCAGAAACGGCUUCUGCCGGAUCAGAGUAUGAACGCAUGAAUUAUUUCGAUUUUUCUCUGUGGUCGAUUCUAUUUGUGUGUGUUUUUGCUCUAGUACGUUUUGUUUUUUGUGCUUUUAGUUGUACUGUUCCGAAGAAAACAGAAAAAGAAUCCGAUACCGAGAACGUAUCGGAGAAAGGAAGACGACCACGCAUCAUCCAGAGAUCCAUAUCCGAAGAGGAGGAAUUCAAUUUACGAUUGCAACAGACGUUCCCGCACAAGUUCAGACCGAAACUGGAAAAAAUGGCGGAGGAGGACGGGAAUCCGGUUCAGUUCACGUUGGGCGACGGGUCCGCCGAAUCGGAAAUGAACGAAAAGGACGACUUCUUUCCACAGAACGAAGCACAGAUGAACGGGCUGAACCAGCCUCCCGUCGCCGCGUCAGGUGGUCAGGGGGGGUUCGCCACCGACUACCAGCACGCCCUCGCGGAAAGGAGGAAAACCCUGAAGCCCAGCAUGUCCCAGGGGACGGUCAUGCUGCACAACAGGCUUCAGGAGAAGGAUUUUACGGUGGCCACGCCGGAAGAGUUCGUCAAGAGGUUCAACGGGACUAAAGUCAUAAACAAGGUGCUGAUCGCCAACAACGGUAUCGCAGCCGUGAAAUGCAUGAGAUCUGUAAGAAGAUGGUCCUACGAGAUGUUCAAGAACGAGAGGGCCGUGAGGUUCGUGGUCAUGGUGACCCCCGAAGACUUGAAAGCGAACGCCGAAUACAUCAAGAUGGCCGAUCAUUACGUCCCGGUGCCCGGAGGCACCAACAACAACAACUACGCCAACGUGGAACUCAUCGUCGACAUAGCUAUACGGCUACAAGUGCAGGCCGUCUGGGCGGGGUGGGGCCACGCCUCGGAGAACCCCAAAUUGCCGGAACUCCUACACAAGAACAACAUAUCCUUCAUCGGGCCCAACGAGAAGGCCAUGUGGGCUUUGGGCGACAAAAUAGCAUCUUCCAUCGUAGCCCAAACAGCGGCGGUACCAACCCUACCAUGGUCCGGUUCCGAACUGAAGGCUCAAUACUCCGGUAAAAGGAUCAAGAUAUCGUCCGAACUGUUCGCGAAAGGAUGCGUCACCACCGCCGAAGAAGGCCUUAAGGCCGCACAGAAGAUAGGCUUUCCCGUCAUGAUAAAAGCGUCCGAGGGCGGCGGCGGAAAGGGUAUCAGGAAGGUGGAGAACGCUGAAGAUUUCGCCCAGGCCUUCAGACAGGUCCAGGCCGAGAUACCCGGAAGUCCGAUAUUCGUCAUGAAGCUCGCCAAGUGCGCCAGGCAUCUGGAGGUGCAGCUGCUGGCCGAUAAUUACGGUAACGCCAUCUCCCUGUUCGGCCGCGACUGUUCCAUCCAGCGAAGACACCAGAAGAUCAUCGAGGAGGCGCCGGCCGUGAUAGCCUCCCCCGACAUAUUCGAGGACAUGGAGAAGGCGGCCGUGCGUCUUGCCAAAAUGGUGGGUUACGUAUCCGCCGGCACCGUGGAAUACCUGUACGACCCCUCGGGCGCGUAUUACUUCCUCGAGUUGAACCCCAGGCUGCAGGUGGAACACCCCUGUACCGAGAUGGUGUCCGACGUCAACCUACCAGCGGCCCAGUUGCAGAUCGCCAUGGGUCUGCCCCUGCAUUACAUCAAGGACAUCAGGCUGUUAUACGGCGAAUCCCCGUGGGGCACGACCGAGAUCGAUUUCGACAACCCUAGACAGAAACCCCAACCCUGGGGUCACGUGAUCGCGGCCAGGAUAACCUCGGAGAACCCCGACGAAGGUUUCAAACCCAGCUCCGGUACCGUGCAAGAGCUCAAUUUCAGAUCGUCGAAGAACGUCUGGGGUUAUUUCUCGGUGGCGGCUUCUGGAGGUCUUCACGAGUUCGCCGAUUCCCAGUUCGGACAUUGUUUCUCAUGGGGCGAGGACAGGGAACAGGCCAGGGAGAAUCUGGUCAUAGCCUUGAAGGAGCUGUCCAUCAGGGGAGACUUCCGGACCACCGUGGAAUACCUGAUCACUCUGCUGGAGACCAAGAGCUUCCAGGAAAAUUCGAUAGAUACCCAAUGGUUGGACGUUCUGAUCGCCGAGAGGAUGCCUUCGGAAAAGCCGGACAUCAUGCUGGGAGUCAUCUGCGGCUCUUUACUCAUCGCGGACAACACCAUAAGUACAUCUUUCAACGAAUUCAUCACCUCGUUGGAAAGAGGACAGAUCCAAGCCUCCAACACUUUAAGCAACGUCGUUGACGUGGAAUUGAUACACGAAGGGUACAAGUACAAGGUCCAAGCGACAAAGAGCGGACCCAACACCUACUUCCUCCUGAUGAACGGAUCCUUCAAGGAGAUCGAGGUGCACCGGAUGAACGACGGCGGCAUCCUCCUGUCCGUGGACGGCAACUCCUUCACCACCUACAUGAAGGAGGAGGUGGACAGGUACAGGAUCGUGAUCGGCAACCAGACGUGCGUCUUCGAGAAGGAGAACGACCCCACGGUGCUCCGAUCCCCGUCGGCCGGCAAACUGCUCGGUUUCCUGGUGGAGGAAGGCGGUCACGUCGACAAGGGCCAGGCGUUCGCCGAGAUCGAGGUCAUGAAGAUGGUGAUGACGCUGACGGUGAACGAGGCGGGCACCGUGAGCUACGCCAAGAGGCCGGGGGCGGUCUUGGAGCCGGGAAGCGUGCUGGCCAACCUGGACCUGGACGAUCCGUCCCUGGUCACCAAGGCGGUGCUGUACAAGGGACCGUUCCCCGAGCUCGACGUCUCGGUGCCCGUCAGCUCCGACAAGCUGAACCACAUCCACAACGGGUACAGGGCCGUGCUGGAGAACACGCUGGCCGGCUACUGCCUGCCGGAACCGUACAACUCGGCCAGGCUCAGGGAGAUCAUCGAGAACUUCAUGGCCAGCCUGAGGGAUCCCAGUCUGCCGCUGCUCGAGCUGCAGGAGGUGAUGGCCUCCGUAUCCGGCAGGAUACACAACAGGGUGGAGAAGCCCAUCAGGCAGCUGAUGCUGCAGUACGAGAAGAACAUUACGUCCGUGCUUUCGCAGUUUCCCAGUCAAGAGAUCGCCGCAGUGAUCGACCAGUACGCCGCCACCCUGUCCAAACGGUCGGACCGCGACAAUUUCUUCCUGGCCACCGAGGGCAUAAUCCAGCUAGUCCAGAGGUACCGGAACGGCAUCAGGGGCCGCAUGAAGGCGGCCGUCCAGCACCUGCUCAAGCAGUACUACGAGGUGGAGAGCCAGUUCCAGCAGGGCAGCUACGACAAGUGCGUCGCGCAGCUGAGGGAGAAGUACAAGGACGACAUGUCCCAGGUGUCCGCGACCAUAUUCUCGCACAGUCAGGUCUCGAAGAAGAACCUGCUGAUCACGAUGCUCAUCGACCAUCUGUGGAGCAACGAACCGGGCCUCACGGACGAACUGGCGCCCGCCCUCAACGAGCUGACGGCCCUCAACCGUUCCGACCAUUCGAGGGUGGCUCUAAGGGCCCGUCAGGUGCUCAUAGCGGCCCAUCAGCCGGCCUACGAGCUCAGGCACAACCAGAUGGAGAGCAUCUUCCUGUCCGCCGUGGACAUGUACGGUCACGAGUUUCACCCGGAGAAUCUCCAUAAGCUCAUCGUGUCCGAGACCUCGAUAUUCGACAUAUUACACGACUUUUUCUACCACAGCAAUCGGGCGGUUUGCAACGCCGCCCUGGAGGUCUACGUCAGGAGGGCGUACACGAGCUACGACAUAUCCACGUUGCAACACUUGGAACUGAGCGGGGAAGUCCCGAUCGUCUACUUCCAAUUCAUGCUGCCUCCCUCACAUCCCAGCAGGCUGAGCAAGCUGGACGAGCUGAAGGAAGGCGAAGAGAUCGAAGCCAGAAAAGUCGUGGAUAACUUCUACAGGACCGGGAUAAUGUCGGCCUUCGACACCAUCCACCAGUUCGAGAAGUACCUGGACGAGAUCCUGGACCUCAUCGAAGACUUCAACAGCACCGCCCAGGUGUCCCUGCGGGACCUCAACGCCCUGGAGAGCGGUUCGGAGUCCCGGACCAACAGCACCUCGAUAAACGUCAGCCUUUCCAUAGAUCCCUCGACGGUCAAGCACACCGACGAGGAGAUAAUCCUCGAACCCAUCCACAUCAUGCACGUGGGAUUUAGGGACAAGGGCGACACCGACGAUUCCUCCAUCUCCAGGUUGUUGGGGAAGAUCUGCAAGAAGUACAAGGACGAACUGGACAAGAGAGGCAUAAGGAGGAUAACUUUCGCCGCUUUGAAACACAAGCAAUCCCCCAAAUUCUUCACGUUCCGAGCCAGAGAUGGUUUCGUGGAAGACAAGAUUUACCGUCACCUGGAACCUGCCUGCGCCUUCCAGCUGGAACUCAACCGUAUGAAGAAUUACAACCUGGAGGCCCUGACCACGUCCAACCAGAAGAUGCACCUGUACCUGGGGAAAGCGAAGGUGGAAGGUGGUGGAGAAGUUACGGAUUACAGGUUCUUCAUCAGGACCAUCAUAAGACACUCGGAUCUGAUCACGAAGGAGGCUUCUUUCGAGUACCUGCAGAACGAAGGCGAGAGGGUGUUGCUGGAGGCCAUGGACGAACUUGAGGUGGCUUUCAGUCACCCCCAGUCCAGGAGGACGGAUUGCAACCAUAUCUUCUUGAAUUUCGUGCCAACCGUCAUCAUGGACCCGGCUAAGAUCGAAGAGGCUGUAACGAAUAUGGUGAUCCGUUACGGACCCAGACUGUGGAAACUCAGGGUGCUCCAGGCCGAACUCAAGAUGAUCAUCAGAUCGACUCCGAAUAGCCCCACGACGACCAUAAGGUUAUGUUUGGCCAACGACAGCGGGUAUUAUCUGGACAUCAACAUGUACACCGAAGUGGUGGACAAAGAAACAGGAAUCAUCAGUUUCCAAGCCUACGGACAGAAACAGGGACCGAUGCAUGGUCUGCCCAUCUCCACCCCUUACCUGGCCAAGGAUUAUCUCCAGCAAAAAAGGUUCCAGGCGCAGAGCUCGGGGACGACGUACGUCUACGACUUCCCAGACAUGUUCAGGCAGAUGGUGGACCUGCACUGGAAGCAGUACCAAGAGAGGAGUUCAGCGAAUAUCAAGAGCCCCGACAAGCUGAUGGAGAUCGUGGAGCUGAUACUGGACCCGGAGACCGAGACCAGGCUGAUCGAACAGAAGAGGGUACCUGGGGAGAACAACGUGGGUAUGGUGGCUUGGAAAUUGACCCUGCACACACCGGAAUAUCCCCACGGGAGGGACAUCAUAGUCAUCGCCAACGAUAUCACGCAUCUGAUCGGCGCGUUCGGGCCCAGGGAAGAUAAGGUCUUCGCCCUGGCCAGCGAGAUGGCGCGCCACCUGAGGAUCCCCCGCAUCUACAUCUCGGCCAACUGCGGCGCCCGCAUCGGCCUGGCCGAGGAGAUGAAGGCCCUGUUCAAGGUGGCCCUGGUGGAUCCCGAGGAUCCGGACAAGGGCUUCCGGUACCUCUACCUGACCCCCGAGGAUUACGCGAAGGUCAGCGCCAAGAACUCCUGCAAGGCGGAACUGAUCGAGGACGACGGAGAGUCCAGAUACAGGAUCACCGAUAUCAUAGGUAAAGACGACGGUCUGGGCGUGGAGAACCUGAGGUACGCCGGUAUGAUAGCCGGAGAGACCUCGAGGGCGUACGACGAGGUGGUCACGAUCUCGAUGGUGACCUGCAGGGCCAUAGGGAUAGGUUCGUAUCUGGUGAGGCUGGGACAGAGGGUGAUACAGAUCGAGAAUUCCACCAUCAUCCUGACCGGUUUCCAGGCCCUCAACAAGGUGCUGGGAAGACCGGUUUACGCCUCCAAUCAUCAAUUGGGAGGCAUCCAGAUCAUGUACAACAACGGGGUGUCCCACAAAACUGAACAGAGCGAUCUUGAUGGGAUCUACACCAUACUCAAGUGGCUUUCUUACAUCCCCAAGGACAAAGUGUCUCCUUUACCGAUAGUGCCUUCGAUGGAUCCCAUAGAGAGAUCCAUCGAUUUCCUACCCACCAAAGCGCCUUACGACCCCAGAUGGAUGUUGGGAGGUCGAAAGUCUCCGAGCGGCGAAUGGGAAUCAGGGUUCUUCGACAAGGACAGCUGGUCGGAAAUAAUGCAACCUUGGGCCCAGACCGUCAUAGUCGGAAGGGCAAAGUUGGGCGGUAUCCCAGUGGGCGUCAUCGCGGUAGAAACGAGGACCGUGGAGGUCAAACUGCCCGCAGAUCCGGCCAAUCUGGAUUCGGAAGCGAAGACUGUGUCCCAAGCUGGACAGGUGUGGUUCCCGGAUUCGGCGCAUAAGACCGCAACAGCCAUUGAAGAUUUCUCCAGGGAGGACCUACCGUUGAUCAUCUUUGCCAAUUGGAGGGGAUUCAGUGGCGGGAUGAAAGACAUGUACGACGAGAUCCUCAAGUUCGGGGCCAAGAUCGUGGAUGCCCUAAGAAAGUACAAGCAGCCGGUGGUGGUGUACAUACCCCCCAACGGCGAGCUUCGCGGAGGCGCCUGGGCCGUGGUAGAUCCCUUGAUCAACCCCAAUUACAUGGAGAUGUACGCCGAUACGGACGCCAGGGGCGGGGUGCUAGAAGCUGAAGGUAUCGUCGAGAUCAAGUUCCGACUGAAGGAUCAGGUCAAGGCGAUGCAUCGUAACGACCCCGUACUGGCGGAUCUGGACGGCCAGCUCAAGAAUCUCCAGCAGAACCAGCCGAUGGCGAUGAGGGAAAGGUCGUCCAGCAUCUCCCACAAUGUGGAACGUCCCAAGUCGCAGGAGGUGCUGGAUCUGGAGGCCAAGAUAGCCGACAGGGAGAAGUUGCUGAUGCCUCUGUACCACACCGUGGCCGUACACUUCGCCGAUCUGCACGACACCCCCGUGAGGAUGCUGGAGAAGGACACCAUAACCGAUAUAGUGCCUUGGAAGAUGGCCCGUAGGACCCUCUACUGGCGUUUGCGCAGGCUUAUCCUGCAACACAGGGUGGUCAAGACGUUGACCGAAGCCCAACCUAACCUAACGAUCGGUCAAGGUGAGGCUAUGCUGAGGAGGUGGUUCCUCGAAGAUCUAGGGACGUCGGAGGGAUACAAAUGGGACAACAACGAAGAGGUCACGAAAUGGAUGGAGUAUCAACAGGAUGAGUCGAACUCGUUGUUGAAGAGAAAUAUCAACGCGAUCAAGAAAGAUUCGAUAAUAACCGAGAUCAAGACUCAUUUAGAGGAAUGUCCGGAGAUUGCAGUGGACGCAGUCGUGGAUAUAAUCCAGAAGUUGAAAGAUCACCAGCAGACUGAGGUGUUCAAGAGGGUGUUCAAUAAGUUUUAACAGAUUAAGGGUAAUCCGACCAACAUUCCAAUUUACCUCGACGGAGUGCUUCGAAUCGUCAUUCCUCACCUGUAAAUAUCCAAGUGAUGGGGUUUUCGAAGUGCCCGUUAUUUUUUUAUUAAGAUUUUCUGGGAAAAAGCUUGUACAUAUUUGAUAUAUAAGGUUCAAUACUUUUUUUAGGUACAGUUUAGGAUGAAGAGACGAAUUUUUCUAUUGGCCUUUUGUACAAAUUUUAUAUAAAGAAUGUUUAUUUAUUUAGAUAUUACUAUAAUUUAAUUACCACUGUUGAAAUAUAUUACUUUAAAAGUU